Messenger RNA from Peromyscus leucopus (white-footed mouse), 4523 nucleotides. It is a transcript of the gene Stat4, whose product is annotated as signal transducer and activator of transcription 4. Bases 355 to 2598 code for a protein of 747 amino acids. Gene Ontology annotation, molecular function: DNA-binding transcription factor activity, RNA polymerase II-specific; RNA polymerase II cis-regulatory region sequence-specific DNA binding. The record is from RefSeq and is a predicted model, not a curated record. Gene Ontology annotation, biological process: regulation of transcription by RNA polymerase II; cell surface receptor signaling pathway via JAK-STAT; response to peptide hormone. The transcript has 24 exons. NCBI's taxonomy places the organism in Eukaryota, Metazoa, Chordata, Mammalia, Rodentia, Cricetidae.
GGUCUCCUCUUGUCCGGGGAAGACUGAAAAAACAAAAACAAAAAACGAGUGUGUAGCCCUCCCUGGAAGUCUUCUGGUGCUCGGGGGCCGUUUGCACUUGGGAGCCUGGCUUCUGGGGAUGGUGGCCGGGCUCCGCCGGGGGCUUCAGCCUGACUCGGCAAAGCGUUUCUAGAACCGAGUGGGUGGGAGCCGACUGAAGUCCCAGAACCGCGAACACUGACGCACAGGAAAGCCUCGAGUGGGUGGAGAGAUGCAAAUCCCCCAGUGGCAUGGCCUCAGCCCCUGCGGACCCUGAGGGCCGAUUCUGACCUCGGACUUGAGCGGGACCAGCACCGGGACCCAGGGCGAGCCAGCAUGUCUCAGUGGAAUCAAGUCCAACAGUUAGAAAUCAAGUUUUUGGAGCAAGUUGAUCAGUUCUAUGAUGACAACUUUCCCAUGGAAAUCCGACAUCUGCUGGCCCAGUGGAUUGAGCAUCAAGACUGGGAGGUGGCCUCUAACAAUGAAACUAUGGCAACAAUUCUUCUUCAAAACUUAUUAAUACAAUUGGAUGAACAGUUAGGUCGUGUUUCCAAAGAGAAAAACCUGCUAUUGAUCCACAAUCUAAAGAGAAUUAGAAAAGUACUUCAGGGGAAGUUUCACGGAAAUCCAAUGCAUGUAGCCGUGGUAAUCUCAAAUUGUUUAAGGGAAGAGAGGAGAAUACUGGCUGCAGCGAACAUGCCUAUCCAGGGACCUCUGGAGAAAUCCUUACAAAGUUCAUCGGUUUCAGAAAGACAGAGAAAUGUGGAACACAAAGUGGCUGCCAUUAAAAACAGUGUGCAGAUGACAGAACAAGACACGAAAUACUUGGAAGAUCUGCAAGAUGAAUUUGACUACAGGUAUAAAACAAUUCAGACAAUGGACCAGGGUGACAAGAAUAGCAUCCUAAUGAACCAGGAGGUUUUGACACUGCAAGAAAUGCUUAAUAGCCUGGACUUCAAGAGAAAGGAAGCUCUCACUAAGAUGACACAGAUAGUGAACGAGUCGGACCUGCUGAUGAGCAGCAUGCUCAUAGAAGAGCUGCAGGACUGGAAGAGGAGGCAGCAGAUCGCCUGCAUUGGUGGCCCACUCCACAACGGGCUGGACCAGCUUCAGAACUGCUUUACCCUGUUGGCAGAAAGUCUUUUCCAACUCAGACGACAGCUGGAGAAAUUAGAGGAGCAGUCUUCCAAGAUGACUUACGAAGGAGACCCCAUCCCCACCCAGAGGGCACACCUGCUGGAGAGAGCCACCUUCCUGAUCUACAACCUGUUCAAGAACUCAUUUGUGGUUGAGCGACAGCCCUGCAUGCCAACACACCCUCAGAGGCCGCUGGUACUCAAAACCCUCAUUCAGUUCACCGCGAAACUGAGACUACUAAUAAAAUUGCCGGAACUCAACUAUCAGGUGAAAGUAAAGGCAUCGAUCGACAAGAAUGUUUCAACGCUAAGCAAUAGAAGAUUUGUGCUUUGUGGAACUCAAGUCAAAGCCAUGUCCAUCGAGGAAUCCUCCAACGGGAGCCUCUCAGUAGAAUUUAGACAUUUGCAACCGAAGGAAAUGAAAUCCAGUGCCGGAAGUAAAGGAAAUGAGGGCUGCCACAUGGUGACGGAGGAGCUGCACUCCAUAGCCUUUGAGACCCAGAUCUGCCUCUAUGGCCUCACCAUCGACUUGGAGACAAGCUCAUUACCUGUGGUGAUGAUUUCUAAUGUCAGCCAACUGCCUAAUGCUUGGGCAUCCAUCAUUUGGUACAAUGUGUCAACCAACGAUUGCCAGAACUUGGUUUUCUUUAAUAAUCCUCCGCCUGUCACUUUGAGUCAACUCCUGGAAGUGAUGAGCUGGCAGUUUUCAUCCUAUGUUGGUCGUGGCCUUAAUUCAGACCAGCUCAACAUGCUGGCAGAGAAACUCACAGUUCAGUCUAACUACAGCGAUGGUCACCUCACCUGGGCCAAGUUCUGCAAGGAACACUUGCCUGGCAAACCAUUUACCUUCUGGACCUGGCUUGAAGCAAUAUUGGACCUAAUUAAAAAACACAUUCUUCCCCUCUGGAUUGAUGGGUACAUCAUGGGCUUCGUGAGCAAAGAGAAGGAGAGGUUUCUGCUCAAGGAUAAAAUGCCCGGGACAUUUUUGUUACGAUUCAGUGAGAGCCAUCUCGGAGGGAUCACCUUCACCUGGGUGGAUCACUCUGAAAACGGAGAAGUGAGAUUCCACUCGGUAGAACCCUACAACAAAGGGCGUCUGUCGGCCCUGCCAUUUGCUGACAUCCUGCGGGACUACAAGGUCAUCAUGGCUGAGAACAUUCCCGAGAACCCUCUCAAGUACCUCUACCCCGACAUCCCCAAAGACAAAGCCUUCGGCAAACACUACAGCUCCCAGCCUUGCGAAGUUUCCAGGCCAACAGAACGGGGAGACAAAGGUUAUGUUCCUUCAGUUUUCAUCCCCAUUUCAACAAUCCGCAGUGACGCCAUGGAGCCGCAGUCUCCUUCAGACCUUCUCCCCAUGUCUCCGAGUGUAUACGCUGUGCUGAGAGAAAACCUGAGCCCUACCACGAUUGAAACAGCAAUGAAGUCUCCGUAUUCUGAGUGACGGUACAAAGCGACUCUUCAAGGGAGAGAGCAGAUGGAAACGGAGACUGCUCUUUGCCAAAGUCCACAAUUCAUUUCUUCAGCUUUGUAAAUACCGGUUUCUAGAAAAUGGCACAAAUCCGAAGCUUUCCUCUCACUAGGUGGCAUCCCCAACUGGGAGUGCUGUGACUGAAAUGCUAAAAACCAAAGCUUCAGAUAAACACGCAGGAAAAGACACCUAUGUUCGUGACAAUAUAACAGAAGGCUGCUUUGCAUGCAUUUGUUUCUGACUUUAUUUCUCGGACCUUAUUUAUUAUUUUGGCUCUGGAAGCUAUGUUAACAUUUCAGGGUGGGUCGAGAAUACGGUAUCAUGUCUGAAUUACUCAAAACCACAGGAAGGUUUAGCUGGAAACCUAGAUAAGAAUCAUCAAAGUAGAUCCAAGAUGGGGAAAUGAUGGGACACGAACAGCAGAGAUUCACAGGCCCCAGGGAUGAAUCAUGAAGCCUCCAAAUUGCCAGGCCAACCUCAUCACGUCUACCAGGCUGGGUCUCUCAGUAGGAAGCAGCAUCCAGAGUCAUCCCUGCACAUAAGUGCGCUAACAUUAAAAACACUUCGAGUGGACAGAUGGGCAGAAGUCUCAGGAAAUGCAGACUGGGAUGCAGGUAGCAGCCUGGACCUGGGAUUCCUGGCAUCCUCUGUAGUUUGCACACAUCUCUAGAACACACUGGAUUGAAUGGGUUCAGCCAUCCCUUCUGAUUCCACUCCUCUCUGGUCCUGGAACUUAACCUGAGACUACAGAGGGGGCAAGACCUUUCAGUCUCUGGUGGAGAGAAGGGAGGUGCUUGACUGAGUAGCACUGCAAGUCUAUAAGCUGCAGGGGUACUUUGGGCAUUAUUUCAGCCUGACUGUGGUCUAUGAUGUUAUUGCUUACUCUGCCUUCGGCCUUUCCGUGUGUAUGUAUUCAUGUUCACACAUGCACACGUGCGGGCGCACACACACACACACACACAUACACACACACACACACACACACACACACACACACACACACACACACACACACUCAUAACCAGUUAUCCUUAUCUCUGGUGCUCACUCCCAUUCCCAGCUAAGCUGCUGGCUGUCUCUAUGGAGCAGCCCGCCACCUGUCCCAAGCCUAGUCCUUUCCCCGUUUGCUCUUGGGUAUGUGUCUUGGGUGUGUGAUGAGGACGAGGCCAACUUCAGGACAUUCUCAGUUCCUACUGCCUUCUGGAAAUCAGCUUCUUGAAGUCGCCUGAAACUGACAGUCCAGUUGAGGGAAAUACUAUAAAUGUGGGCAGUGCAGUAAGCUUGCAAUUUCCUACCAGGAAAUGCUGCAUUGGACUAAGAUGUCAACAGGGUUUUAGAAGCUUCUCAUUCCCUGGAAUUUUUGAGAAGUGCCACAAAUUCAUACCUACCUAGCAGACAUUGUAAAAAGUUUUCAAAAUAGAGCUUGGUGACAGAAUGCCAAGGUUCCCUACGUAGUCACAGCCAUCUCGUGCUGUUGGUGCUAGACUAGAAAGUGCAUGGAAGGCGGGAUUUGCUCUCUUUACUAGAAGCAGGAGUUGCCUUGUGAGUUCAAUAAGUGGUUAUUUUUACUUGCAUCCAGAAAAAUCAAAGUAAGUUCUCUUUCUAAGCUUAGUUUAUAUUAUUUUUGACCUAGGGCAGGCAUGUGCACGUAGGCGUAAGCAUCCUCAGGCUCCAGGGAUAUUGGAUCUCCCGGAAGCUGCAGUUAUGGGCAGUUGUAAGCCGCCAGGUGUGGCUUCUGGGAAUCUAACUUGGCUCCUUUGUGAACACAGUAUACAACUAGCCCCCCAAACCAAGUUCUUGACUCCACGGUUGCAAGAUACUUCCUCAAGUGAGACUUGUACUCCAGAGAUCAUCUUUUUGAGUGACAGGAUUUGGCCAGAGGAGAUUCCUGUUUAGUC